ACGCCCCCCCCCCUUCCGUGUAAAUGAUGUACCGCAACAAGCAGCCAAGCCACGCCACAGGACAUCGCGAGACCGAGCCAAGUGGUUAUCGGUGAGGCGGUUCACCCGUCGGAGCACAGUUGUGGAUCGCACUCCGUGUCUGGACCGAUCUGACGGGGGACGAUGGCCCUCCGCGUUACAUCCAACGGCCACGCCGUCACUUACCGAAAGGUUUGCGCGGUUCGCGCGCGCGUUUGUGUCGAAAUACAUUGUGUGUGUGUGUACAGCGCUGACUGUACUGUGUUCACAGUCAUGUGUGCGGUGUUCGUCCGUCUCGCCCGGCCUAGCCUAGCGCCUAGAGUCUAGUCUCCCGCUGCUGUAUACGGUUGUCUAAUUGAGGGAUAAACGUUUUUAAAAUUUCUUUCCAACCACCAAAACACUCGACUCGCGUACGGCAGUGUGCGUAGCGUUUUCUUCGCUCUUUUCUCUUUACGGGCUUAUUCGAGGGGGAGAAGACGACCAGAGACUCAUGGGCUUGACCCUGACGCGACUGUGGUCCGUCUGGGUGGCGCGCGCCCGUCGCCGCCGACUACGGAGCCGCAGCUCCAGCCAGCGGAGCGUCGCCCGCAGUCACAGCGACGACAGCUCGAGCGGGCGGGGGUCCAUCGCGGAUGAGAGCAUGUUCAUUGACGCCAGCGACUCUCUCUGGUUGCAGCACACGCGAGAGAUGCCUAUCCUGGGCAGAGGAUCCCCAGUAGCGUCCCUACCACAAGACUUACUACUCAGAAUAUUCUCAUUCCUGGAUGUGGUGUCGCUAGGUAGAGCGGCCCAGGUCUCGCGACGCUGGCACGACCUGGCUCUUCACGGCUCAAACUGGCAGAGAGUUGAUCUCUUUGAGUUUCAAAUGGCAAUCGAGGGGUAUGUGGUAGAACAGAUGUCUAAAAGAACCCUCUCCCUCUUUCUUCUCUCUUCUCUUUCUUCUCUCUUCUCUUCCUCUAUUUCUUCUUCAAUUCCUCUUCCCCUCUUCCCUCCUCCCUCUUAUAAUUAUACACUCUCCAGAAAGUUCUGUCUGAACUGCCCUCACAUGGAGAAGCUGAUUCUCUCCAAGUGUGUCAGAAUCACCGACCGCAGUUGUGAGAGUCUCAGUAAAAACUGUCUGAACUUGCUGCACCUCAACCUUUCCUCCUGUCGCUCAAUCACAAACAAAUCCUGCGAACACCUCGGUGAGGGCUGCAACAGACUGGAACACAUUGAUCUCUCCUACUGCACCGUAUCGCUGGAGGGAGUCGAACAACUAGUCAAAGGCUGUCCUGGACUCAGACACAUCAUACUCACCUACUGCAGAGAGAUCGAUGAUGCAUCUCUCAAAUUGAUAGGGAAAAACUGCAAGAGACUCUUAUCACUUGACAUCAAAGGCUGCAAAAGAGUGAGUGAUCGGGGAGUACAAGCGUUGAGUGAGGAUUGCUGUGAACUGGAGAGUCUGUCAGUCAGUAACUGUGACACUCUAACCGACGCCUCGCUGAAGAAGGUGGCCGCUCACUGCCAUAGUCUAAGAAUUUUGGAAGCAACAAGUUGUUCACAUUUCAGCGAUGUCGGCUUCCAAGCUUUAGCAACUGGCUGCAACGACCUUCAGAGAAUGGAUCUAGAAGAAUGCUCAUUGAUUACAGAUCAGACGUUGUCGUCGUUGGCACUGAAUUGUCCCAACCUCCAGAGCUUGGCCCUCUCUCACUGUGAACGGAUCACUGACAAUGGGAUACGUCACCUGGUGGGCGGAGCUUGUUUCGAAACGCUGCAAGUCCUGGAGCUAGACAACUGUCCCCUUAUUACUGACCACACCCUCGAGAUGCUCAGAGGGUGUGUCACUCUGAGGAGGUUAGAAAUCUUUGACUGUCAAAUGGUCUCCAGAAAUGGGAUACACAGACUUGAGGUACAUACACACAUUUCCAUUCCCAUUCCACAAACUCCACUAUUCCACAACCCAUUCCCAUUCCACACUCAGCUCCAAUCCCGUUCCACAAUUUCAUUCCCACAUUCCCAUUCCACACUUGACUUCAUUCCCCCAUUCCAAUUCCACACCUGACUCCAUUCCCCAAUUCCCAUUCCUCCAGAGGUUGAGACCGGAUAUGAAGGUACACGCCUUCUUCCCGCCCCAAACUCCACCCCCUGCUGCAUCCCAGCAAGCCAGAACCAUCUGCAAAUGUUGCACGUUACUAUAGCAACAGCGAUCAUGUAAUCGUCAUGUUACGUUUUUUACACCACUUCUUCACUGCAGUGUCAUCAGUCAUUUAACUGCAUGAAUCAUUCCACGGUUUGUAUAUCACGUGAUUUUGAUGUACACCUCUCAAUUUUAUAUCACACAUCAAAAAUUUUAAGGUCUCCAGUCGAAAUCACCAUAAUGGGUAUUGACCCUACACACAAAACAGGCAGAGAUUUUGCUGAGGUGCAAAAACUUGGCUCUAAACAGUAUCGGCCACACCCCC
Molecule: messenger RNA, 2459 nt
Organism: Geodia barretti
Lineage: Eukaryota; Metazoa; Porifera; Demospongiae; Tetractinellida; Geodiidae
Source: the annotation of a GenBank genome assembly